This is a messenger RNA of Zophobas morio, 4513 nucleotides long. RefSeq names its product regulator of G-protein signaling loco. Gene Ontology annotation, cellular component: plasma membrane; cytoplasm; nucleus. The coding region runs from base 70 to 4410 and encodes 1446 amino acids. NCBI's taxonomy places the organism in Eukaryota, Metazoa, Arthropoda, Insecta, Coleoptera, Tenebrionidae. The record is from RefSeq and is a predicted model, not a curated record. Gene Ontology annotation, molecular function: protein binding; GTPase activator activity. The transcript is spliced from 6 exons. Gene Ontology annotation, biological process: regulation of G protein-coupled receptor signaling pathway; signal transduction.
AAAAACUGUAGAAAUCAACAACCUCCGUGACGUGUUGUGCAAAGGGACGUUCGCCCCGUGUUCGCAGCCAUGCACCCCAGUAGGCGGCGCAAAAAGCGCCCCAACUACGGCAUCCGUACCGUCGAGGUGCUGCGCGGCCCCAACGGGUUCGGCUUCACCAUCUCGGGCCAGCAGCCCUGCAUUCUGUCCUGCAUCGUGGCCAACUCCCCCGCGGACCACGCAGGGCUCCGGGCCGGGGACUUCCUCAUCUCCGUCAACGGGAUGUCCGUCUCGAAAAUCACGCACGACGCCGUCGUCAACCUCAUCGGCAACUGCGUGGGGCCCAUAAGGAUGACCAUCGCCGAGAACUACUACUCGGACAGCAGCGAGGAAGAGCUGGACGUGAACAGGAUGGUCAGCGCCAGGAAGCCCAAGUAUAUGCACAAACCUAGGGCGCAUCGCCUUUAUAAACAAGCGCAGAGACCAGAGUGUGAAAACGCCACCAAGAAACACGCCAACGACCUCAAACCACCCUACAACGACGAAAACACCCCCAACUUGCUCAACAUCACCAACCCUCUGCCCAUGGAGGACGAAGCAGGACCCGUGGAAUACAAAGCUCUAGUAGGCUAUUUAGGAACAAUUGAAAUGCCAAAACAACUGUUGCCAAAUUCGAGGUUGCAAACUGUGUGCAGCUGCAUCAGGAAGCUCCGUCAAGAGAAAAGGGCCCCCACGGCCGUGCUUAUGACGAUCUUCCCCACCUGCCUAACCUUAAAAAACUCCAGCAACCACAUUCUUGCCAUUUACCCAACCAACCGAGUGGUCUACAUAGGCUCCACAGCUGACAGAGAGUCCAGGUAUUUCGGGUUGGUAACAAGCGCUGUCUGUGACACUAGAAACAACGACAGCUUACAAAAACGGUUCGGAGACGUCAAUGUGUGGCACUCUGAAGAAAAAAAGUUUAACAACACUGAAAGCGAAAUCGAAGUUUCGAAUAGUUGCCAUGUUUUCAUGAUUGACCCUAAAAUCGUCGACCAUAACCUUCAUGUUAAAAAAGCCGAGAGUUUCAAAUUUAGUUGCACAAGUGAUGUCAUCUCAGGACACUGUCUGGAAUUUCCACGAAACGCUUUAUACAUUGUGAAUUUAGUACAAAACAUGUAUAAACUGCAAAGUAGUGACAACACUUACAAAAACGGUGUUGUGGAUGAGAUUCAUUUGGGACCUCUUAUAGCAAACUCGCCUCAGCCAAGUGCAUCGAGUAAUUCAGAUUCAGGAAUUGGGUUUCGGGAUGAUUGUGGCAAUAUUAGUGACAGAAUCCUGGUUGUGGAGUUUCCGGCGCAUCGAGCAUUUCCUAUUGUUACGUCGACUACCAACAAUAGACCUUCAGGUAUUGACGCGUCCAGCAUUCCUCUUGAAAGUUUAGAUUUGCCAUUGAAUAAUGAUCACUCACAAAACUACGAAUUGAAUAAUAUUAGGUGUAAAAAUAAUCUUGAUAUUAAGUUACCAAAUAAUUUAUCAAAAACUGAGGUUUAUGAACGUACUAGUAAUAUUAAGCAGAUGAAUAACUUAAAUAAUAUCAGGGCUUGCGGUUCGGUUAAUAUUAAAAACGUGUUGGAAAAAUCCGAAAAUUUAUUGUUGGCUAAACAGAACAAUAAUGCUGAAAUUUACAAUAGAUUGACAUGUAGAGCUAUGCCUGAUCGACCAGUCAGAGUGUCAAGAGGGUUAUCACCAUCCAGUCUUACAAGUUCUGAUGACAAUACUCGAACUCUUGAACUAGACACAGGCCAGGGGUACUCAGAAAGACCAGUAGAUGUUCCUGACAGCAUAAGACAGAAGUCAUAUGAAACAAUUUCAGUAUCAGAAGACAUAGAACUUAAAAGUUCAGUUGAUAAUGUCUCAGUGCACAGCUCCAAAAGUGUUGAAUUGAGUAACUUGAAGAGUGUUUUUAAAGCACCGCAUUUACCGUUCUUUGAAAAUAAAAAACUGAAAAGACAGUGUAAAAUGGUUAACAGUUGUGAUAAUUUGGACAAAUUUGAUGAGAAUAUUAUUAGUUAUAAACUAAGUCCAAAGGUGUAUGGAUUGUCAAAGCCAAAUCAUAGUUGUGAGGAAUUGAAUAAUUUGGAUUCUGUUGAAAAAUAUGGGUAUGGUAGUUUGCAAGAACUUUGUAGCUGGGAAGGUCAGAACAAAACCAUCAGAAAUAUAGCACAGAGUGAACCAGAUGUACGGAUGCAGAGGAAUGACAUGGAACAGGAUUUAGAGUGUGAGGAAAAUGGGUCGGCCAAGAGUAAUAGUUCGGAAGGACCCGCUGGUUGGGCAACAUCCUUCGAGAAACUCCUGGAGGAUCCAUUAGGACUGCAUACGUUUGCUGAGUUUCUCAAAAAGGAGUUCAGUGCCGAAAACAUUUACUUCUGGACGGCAUGCGAACGCUACCGACGACUUCCGGCUGGCCCGGAGCGCGUCGCCGAAGCCCAAAGAAUAUACCAACAGCACCUAUGCGUGGGAGCCCCCGAAGGAGUGAACGUGGAUUCGCACGGACGCCACUGCACCGAACAAUCGCUCCAAGAAGCCAGCAUCACGUUGUUCGAUCAAGCGCAGAAACAAAUCUUCAACUUGAUGAAGUUUGACAGUUAUCCGCGGUUUCUGAAGUCCACCCUCUACAAACAGUGUCUUUCUGGGGAAGCGGAGAGGCCUCUGCCGGACGCUGGGUUACUGUUACAACCACCGUCGCUCAACACGCCCACGAAAUUAAAGAAGUCGUUAAGUAAUGCGGAAGAUAGGAGAAGGAAGUCGUUGUUGCCGUGGCACAGAAAGAACAGAUCGAAGUCUAAAGAUAGGGGCGAAACUGAGUAUAUACAAAAAAGGAGUGAUAUUAUUACUAGUAAUGAGAGCGUUAAUGGGAAAAUGGGGGGCGGGAGUGAUACUCAUAGCAGUAAGUCGUCGUUGACGUCGUUGGAUUUGGCCAUUGGCUCGACGCAAGAUUCCGUCAAAGGGAAUCAAGAUGAAAUGACGGUGUCGACUGUGGCUAGAGGUCCCUUGUGUAGAGUGUUACUGAGUAACGGAAGCACGACUGUAGUACAAAUUAAAGCAUCGGAAACAAUUCAGCAGUUGGUGACGCGAUUAUUGGAUAAACGAGGAUUGGCCUAUUCGGCGUUUGAAGUAUAUACUGACAAGCAUUCAAAGGCGAUCGAUCUGAAUGAGCCUUCAAACAAACUGGCGGGUUGCGAAGUGACCGUUGAACAAAGAGUCGUCUUCAAAAUCGACCUACCAAACAAAAAAGUGAUAUCCGUGAAAUCCAAAUCGACGAAAAUAAUCGCAGACGUACUGCGACCGAUUCUACUCAGAUAUCACUAUAAUCUAGACCACGCGAAAGUAACCUUAGACGAAAACGGCCCAGUCGACAUCUUCUUGCCUAUCACCUCCAUCGACGAAAAAAGACUUAAAGUUCAGUAUUGGGAAGAAUCAAAAAACGUACCUGUAAAUCCAGUUAUUAAAGUGAGCACUGAUAAAGCGAAACUCGAUGAAAUUACCAAUCAAGUAUACGAAGAUAUUCUUCAAGAGAAAAGCGAUGCGGAUUUUCUCAAACCGAAGUCGGAUAAGGGAUCAGUAAAGAGCGAAGAUUGGGGAUCGGAACACUCCUCGGGUAUCUUCGGCCGGUUUUUACGACGCGAUUCGGGGGUUCACGAACGGAAGAAAAAGUCUUUGAUGCCGAAAUUAAAGAUGCAACCGAAUGGAACUACUGCAGAAGAUGUAACAGGAGAACAGGUGAAGAAGCCGCUGAUCGCCAAGUGGAAAACUGGCGUCAAUAAAUUGCAAGUUCCGUGCAGCGAAAGCGAUGAACUAGUGGAAGGCUUGACAAGAGCGCAAAGAUCCCGUUUAGAGGAUCAACGAGGGACAGAAAUCAACUUCGAAUUACCGGAUUUUCUAAAAGAUAAAGACACUGGUGAACAUGGCCUUAGAAAACCUCAGCGGGGUGUGGGAGAAACGAACAAUAGUCGUUUUUAUGUAGAUAGUCAAGGAGACUCAAGCCCGAAGAGACUACCAAAUUUAUCACAGUAUAAUUACGAAAAUAGGAACAUUAUCGCUAAAGAUUUUAACAAUUUGACGAACAAUAACAGUACUUUUACGAAUCAUAACCAGAAUAAAUUAAAUAAUCUGAGGAUUUAUUCUCCCAAUAAAUUUUCAUCUGAUGAAAGUUCUAAGUCAAACCAGUCUACGCCGUCAAAGUGUAGCAGUUUGGAGAAUACAGUGAUUGAAAAUAAGAGAGAAAGCCCGAAAUGUGUGGAGCCGCCUCCGUUACCACCUAAACCGAAAAUUGUUCCUAUUAAGCCACCAAAUUGGGGACAGAAUGGGUUUUAUAAACCUAAAGAAUUAACUACAAGUGAUAAAAAUAAAACGUUGUAUCUAGAACAGCCUUCGAGCAGCUUUGUUUAGAUUAAUUGUUGUAUAUUAUUGUAAAAAAUAACUUUCAUAAUUUAUUGGAAUUUUGUAUAUUAUGAUCUAAUUUAAUAUUUAAAAUAUAUUUUUUUGUAUGUUU